Molecule: messenger RNA, 1607 nt
Organism: Pecten maximus
Lineage: Eukaryota; Metazoa; Mollusca; Bivalvia; Pectinida; Pectinidae
Product: collagen alpha-1(XII) chain-like
Exons: 2
Coding region: 751-1293 (180 amino acids)
Source: RefSeq, a predicted model, not a curated record
AUUGUCCUUAUCAUUAACCUGUGGGUGUGUUUAACCAAACAUUCUCAAACGAUUGACAAGCACACGUGAUAACCAUCACAUCUUAAACCAUGUACAGCACAUUGGACCGAGGGUUCUAACAUCGGACAUGGGACUAACACAUCUGUUUGGUUCAAGGUUGAUAGUUUACAUUGAAAUGACAUGGUUUUUGUGCUAUAUGAUUGUUGCUGUGGUUUUUCAUUUUUAUGAUUAUGACAUUUCAGUGCCGCCUACAACCCCGCCUCCUAAGAUAGGUGAGGACUUUGAUUCUUUUUGUUUUAGAGAAACGUAUGUUUUUUUCUUAUGAUUAUGUGAUAUUAAAUAAGCAGCGAUAUUCGAUGUCACAAUCGAUAAAAUCCGUUGCUGGGGGCCACAUUAUAACAAAAUACAUCAGAAUUAGUUUAAAUGAUGCAUUGUUGUUAUAAAGUGUUAUAUUCCUACUCAUGUUAUGCAUGCCGAUUUGUCAUAGAAGAUAAAAAAGACAGAUAAGACAAACGAUUCGUGUCAGCGAAAGAAAUAUUACUCCUCUAUAAUCAUGACAUUACUUUGUUUUCGAAACGAUGUAUUUAGAUAGUUCAAAACUGACAAUACUGUUGUAUAAACAUUUGGUACAAUUGCCGGUAAUUAUCUUUUCUGCUCAUACUCCUUUUUACAGUAUGUACACUAGCACAGCAAGAUAUUGUUUUCGUUCUGGAUUCCUCAACAAGCGUCGGUCGUCCUAACUUCGACAAAAUGUUGAGCUUCUUGAAAACGUUCCUGCAGCAUGAAGAUAUCGACAGUGGGAAUGUUCGGGUCGGGGUUGUUACGUAUAGCACAGCCGUAAGUGUCCAGUUCCACCUGAAUGAACACACCAGCCGACACGACAUUGAGAAAGCAAUAGAUUCCAUUCCGUACCAGUUCGGUAAUACAAACACGGCCGGAGGGCUUCGGACAAUGCAUCACGUGAUGUUUACAUCAGACCACGGCGACCGCCCUGAUGCGGAAAACAUUUGUAUCAUUUUAACAGACGGAGUAUCAAACAUUGACCACACCCUCACCAUCCCGGAAGCGAAUUCAGCCAAAGACAGUGGCAUUCGAAUAUACGCCAUUGGAAUUGGCCUCCUUGAAACCGAAGAACUGGACGGAAUCGCCAGCCUGCCAACAGGAGAACAUAGCUUUAACGUGGACGAUUUCAGUGAGCUGGAUAAUCUCCAUGACGCGGUGUUUGAAUCAACAUGCGAGGUGAUCACACUCCCGCCGACAACCACACCUCAAGGUGAGAAUUUAAAAUACUAGUGAAGGUCUAGUUUUAAAAUUACCCGGUAAAUAAACUUCCAUACCCCAGUAGUAAUUCACGAUAAACAUACCUUAAAUCAUGGUUCACUAAAUACCAAUGAGGGAUGUUAAGUGAAAUUCGACCUUAUGACAUAAUGUUGACGGAAACUGAUUAUUCAGUUGAAUUCGUCUUGAAAACGUGUUAAGCAUUGCUUUGUUUAUUUGGUAUCAAAGCAAACAUUGAUGAAAUUUACACUUGACUAAUACGAAAUGAUUUUAUUUUAUAGUGUUUUAAUGUCAUUUCUGUUCUUAUUUUCAAGUGUGCAAUGCCGCAA